Messenger RNA from Bombina bombina (fire-bellied toad), 1599 nucleotides. RefSeq names its product alcohol dehydrogenase iron containing 1 (gene ADHFE1). Gene Ontology annotation, molecular function: metal ion binding; alcohol dehydrogenase (NAD+) activity. NCBI's taxonomy places the organism in Eukaryota, Metazoa, Chordata, Amphibia, Anura, Bombinatoridae. The transcript has 15 exons. Gene Ontology annotation, cellular component: mitochondrion. The record is from RefSeq and is a predicted model, not a curated record. The coding region runs from base 108 to 1502 and encodes 464 amino acids.
ACAUUACAACAGUGCAAAACAUACCAAGGAAUGCUGGGAACGGGUUGUCCUAAAACCAGUCCUGCAGUUGAAGCCACAGACGCAGACAAAUUUUGCGUUGAGGUCCAAUGGCUACUGCUGGACGAAAUCAGGUUAUCCACUUAUUGAGGCAACUGCAGCAGGCAUCAUGCAAGUGUCCGGCACAUUCUCAUACUUACUCUCAAGCUCCUGUUAUCGGGAAAACAACAGAAUAUGCAUUUGAGAUGGCUGUUUCAAAUAUAAGAUAUGGGGAAAAUGUUACAAAAGAAGUCGGCAUGGAUUUGCAUAAUAUGAACGCAAGAAAUGUGUGUGUAAUGACUGACAAGAAUCUAGCACAACUUCCUCCAGUAAAGGCAGUGUUAAAUUCACUUGCGAAGAGUGAGAUCAAUUUCCAACUAUACGAUAAUGUCCGGGUUGAGCCAACUGAUAAAAGUUUUAUGGAGGCCAUAGAGUUUGCCAGACAAAGAGAGUUUGAUGCUUAUGUUGCUGUGGGUGGAGGUUCAGUAAUGGACACCUGUAAAACUGCCAACUUGUACUCAUGUAGUCCAGAGUCAGACUUUUUAGACUAUGUCAAUGCACCAAUUGGAAAGGGCAAAGCAGUAACUGUACCUUUAAAACCCCUCAUUGCAGUCCCGACUACCUCUGGAACUGGAAGUGAGACCACAGGGAUAGCUAUAUUUGACUAUGAGGAACUAAAAGCCAAAACAGGUAUUGCAUCAAGAAGUAUUAAACCAACUUUAGGUUUGAUUGACCCAGUUCACACACUUUCUAUGCCUGAGAGGGUUGUUGCAAACAGUGGAUUUGAUGUCCUCUGCCAUUCCCUAGAAUCAUACACUGCUCUCCCCUAUAACAUGCGAAGCCCAUGUCCUACCAACCCAUUGGAGCGACCUGCAUAUCAGGGAAGUAACCCUAUAAGUGACGUUUGGGCUAAACAUGCCUUGAGGAUUGUGGCCAAGUAUUUAAAGAGAGCUGUAAAGAAUCCUGAUGACCGUAAAGCUCGAUUCUCCAUGCACCUAGCAAGCUCAUUUGCGGGGAUUGGCUUUGGAAAUGCUGGUGUACAUCUUUGCCAUGGAAUGUCUUACCCUAUUGCAGGACUGGUGAAGACCUACAGAGCAAAAGAUUAUGUUGUGCAGCAUCCAUUAGUGCCUCACGGCCUUUCAGUUGUGCUCACAUCCCCGGCAGUGUUUUCUUUCACAGCAUCAAUGUGUCCGGAGCGACAUCUAGAGGCAGCAGAGAUUCUUGGAGCUGACAUCCGGACUGCCAAAAUCAAAGACGCUGGGCUUAUAUUGGCAGAAACCUUACGGAAAUUCUUAUAUGACCUGAAUGUUGAUGACGGUUUAGCAGCGGUUGGAUACACUACAGCAGAUAUUCCCGCCUUAGUAAAAGGAACUUUGCCUCAAGAACGUGUUACUAAGCUUUCACCUCGACCACAUUCUGAAGAAGAACUGUCACACUUGUUUGAGGCCUCCAUGAAACUGUACUAAACACUUGUGGAUAUGGUGGUACCUGACUGUGACCACCCCCCCCCCCCCAUGUAAGAUCAUGUAAAUGGAAAACUCAAUAAAUAUUUUAACCUUGUAA